Molecule: messenger RNA, 9779 nt
Organism: Cyprinodon variegatus (sheepshead minnow)
Lineage: Eukaryota; Metazoa; Chordata; Actinopteri; Cyprinodontiformes; Cyprinodontidae
Gene: bptf
Product: bromodomain PHD finger transcription factor
Exons: 36
Coding region: 230-9037 (2935 amino acids)
Biological process (GO): regulation of transcription by RNA polymerase II
Cellular component (GO): NURF complex
Molecular function (GO): RNA polymerase II cis-regulatory region sequence-specific DNA binding; zinc ion binding
Source: RefSeq, a predicted model, not a curated record
UUCAACGGAGGGAGAGUCGAGAAGAAAAAUGGCGUCUGCAGGCGACUCGGAGCGGGACACCGGCCAUUCAGUUUGAGCUGCCCACCUUUGAACUGAGACCGGGGCUCUGUGGGGACCAAUUAGGGACAGUCGCUUGACACUAUAUUUAGUUUUCCCCCAUUUUUCUCCCGUGUGCGCGGCUUCUUCGAGCACCGAAAUUGAAGCGGAACAUAGGAGCCUCUCUCCUACAAUGAGGGGGAGAAGAGGAAGGCCGCCCAAACAGGCAGCCGCGAUGCGGGAAAGCUCACCCGGGCCAGUCCGGGGCUCCCGGGGCGGCAGGAGCAGAGGGAUGCGUGGACGGGGGAGAGGCAGAGGACGAGGUCGAGGGAGGGGAGGAAACGGCGCGGUUUGCAGCAUUGGAUCCAUGGAGGUGGAUACAGAUAUAUCCGGCCGAGAUAACUUUCAUUCGUCGCGGGGCCGUAGGAAAGUUGGAGCCUCCGUCGCGGCGGCUUCAGCGGCAUCCCGGGGAAGAGGCAGAGGUAGAGGGUCCAGAGGUGGCCGCGGCAGCAGAGGCGGAGUGAGGCGACCUCAAACUAAGGUGGUCUACGACGACAACAGCGAUGAGGAGGAGGAUAAUAUAAGCUACCGGUCCGACGAAGACGAAUUGAACGACAAUCCGUCGUCGGAUCUAGAAGAUGAAGAGGCCUUGGUAAACGACUCUGACUAUUUGGAGGACCUACCAGAUGAUGAGGAUGCCAGCUACUGUACUGAGAGCAGUUUCAGAAGCCACAGCACGCUCGGUAGCACCCCAGGUCGUAAAAGGACUCGUGCUCUGCGACCACCCUCUCCCCUUCUUGAAGCGAAGGACAUUCCUCCCUUGGAGCUUCCCAAGACCUCUGAGGACCUUCUGGUUCCUACCUCACAGCUUCUCAAUGUGUCUGCUGUCUACGAGGUCCUACGCAACUUUGGCACAGUGUUGCGUCUCUCCCCGUUCCGUUUCGAGGAUUUCUGUGCAGCCCUGGCCAGCCAAGAGCAGUGUACAUUACUGGCAGAGACCCACAUCUCUUUGCUCAAAGCUAUUCUCAGAGAGGAGGACACGUCCAACACCACAUUUGGUCCUGCUGACGUGAAGGACUCUGUUAACUCUACGUUGUAUUUUGUGGAUGGUAUGACCUGGCCAGAGGUGGUGCGGGCUUACUGCGAGAGUGACUCAGAAUACCGCCACAUUCUGCCCUUUCUUGAGAACGAGGAUUAUCCCUAUGAGACUUUGGAAAGCAAAAUCAAAGUUCUCCAGUUUUUGGUGGACCAUUUCCUGGCGACUAACAUCGCCCGUGAGGAGCUCAUGUCGGAAGGGGUGGUUGCCUAUGACGACCACUGCAGGGUGUGCCACCGACUUGGUGAUCUUCUGUGCUGUGAGACAUGCGCGGCUGUUUAUCAUUUGGAGUGCGUGAAACCGCCUUUACAGGAAGUGCCAGAGGAUGAGUGGCAGUGUGAGGUUUGUGUGGCGCACAAGGUGCCUGGCGUGGCAGACUGCGUGCCUGAAUUGCAGAAGACCAAGCCCUUUCUUCGACAGCUUCCAGUUGGCUUUGACCGACACCAUCGUAAAUACUGGUUCCUGAAUCGCCGGAUUGUCGUCGAGGAGGACGGCGAACAUGAAGACAAAGCCAUCUGGUACUACAGCACAAAGGUCCAGCUGGCUGAGGUGAUAGAUCGCUUCGAUAAAGAAUACUGGGAGGCUGAUCUGUAUGCAGCUCUUGAGGAAAUAAGGGAUGAGGUGCAUGCUCAUAUGGAUAUCACCGAAGACCUGACCAACAAGGCCCGUGGCAACAACAAGUGUUUCCUCACUGCUGCAAAUGAUGAGAUCUUAGAGCGACUACGAGCUAAGAAGGAGGAGGAGCUGGAGGAGGUGAAAAGACGAGCUGCUGAGGAAGCACAGAAGGCACGGUUAGAGAAGCAGAAGGAGGAGCAAGCUUUGGAGAAGGGAGAUGAAGAGGUCAAGCUGAAGGAGGAGGUGCAGGAGGAUGUAAAGGCCAAAGAUGGUGAAGAGGAAUCAAAAAAGAAGGAGGAUACACAGGGACAACAUGGUGAUGAAAAGAGCCAAGGACAUGAAGCUCCUGCCUCUCUCCAAGAGGGCAUAGGAGGCGUUAAUGUUGAGGACGUACCAUCAGUCCCGUCAACCUCUACUCCCUCACAAAGCUCCGUUUUGACCACUGGUGUGCCCGCCAUGACUCCAAAGCAGCUGACUUCCACUCUAGAGGUUCGCAUAGAGCGAUGCGUCUAUGAGCAGCCCCGUAAUAAGCCUGAACGAAACCCAGCAUCUGAUUCCACUCCUGUCAGUGGAGAUGGCGUCCCGAGCCUAAGUCAGCCCUCCCAUCCAUGUGAGGAAAACAGUAACAGCAGCGUAGGAACCACUGUCCCCAUCAGGGGUCCUGAACCCCCUGAUCUGGCUGACAGGUCAUCCCAGUCAUCCAUGGCGAGCCUUGACGACGCAGGGGACAGCAAGGACUCGACCAAUGGCGAGACGGCAGGCGGUGCCGUUAAAAGAUCCUCAGCGACACGUAUGGUGACCAGACUGAGGAACCCAGAGAGCAAGCUGAGUCAGCUGAAAAGUCAACAGGUUGCUGCUGCUGUUCAUGAAGCAAACAGGGGCUUUAAGGAGGGAAAGGAGGUACUGGUAGUAAACGCACAAGGUGACAUCACCCGCGUUAGCACACGGAGCAAGGAGGUGGUGAUGAAGGGAACCAUCAGCCAGUUCUUCAAGCUGGGUCAGGAGGGAAAGUACCGUGUCUAUCAUAAUCAAUACAGCUCCAACGCCUUGGCCCUCAACAAACACCAGCACAGAGAGGACCAUGACAAGAGGAGGCAUCUGGCCCAUAAGUUUUGUAUGACACCAGCAGGAGAGUUCAAGUGGAACGGCUCCAUUUUUGGUUCAAAGGUCCUAACUAUCUCCACGUUAAGGCUCACCAUCAUCCAGCUUGAGAACAACGUUCCUUCUCCUUUCAUGCAUCCAAACUGGGCCUCACACAGAUCCAACUGGAUCAAAGCUGUUCAGAUGUGCAGUAAGGCCAGGGAGUUUGCUCUAGCCUUGGCCAUUCUGGAGUGUGCCAUCAAACCUGUGGCAAUGCUGCCUGUCUGGAAAGACUCACUUGGACAUACCAGGUUAAACCGUAUGACGUCAAUGGAGCGCGAGGAGAAAGAGAAGGUGAAGAAGAGGGAAAAGAAGCUGGAAGAUGAGGAGACGAUGCAACAAGCAACCUGGGUCAAGUACACCUUUCCAAUCAAGCACCAGGUGUGGAAGCAGAAGGGAGAGGAGUAUCGUGUUACAGGUUACGGGGGCUGGAGUUUCAUCAGUAAGACCUAUGUGCCUCGCUUUUCCCCAAAACUUCCUGGAAACACCAACGCCAACUACCGCAAAGAACUGGAAGAUGCUAAACUUGGCAAGAGGUGUACCUUGUUGGACUUGAGCCGGCGGCCCAGUAUAGUUGCACCAGAAUCUCAGGAUUGUUCUGUCUCAAGUAUUGAAACGAAGGAUGAGGUCUCCACUGAACUUUCCGGGAAACCUGCUGAGGAUGUGGGAUCUACUGAGGGUGCGGAGAGGAACAAGGAUGAAGAACCAAAUGGAGAAGAACAGAAGCCUGCAGAUCCCCCUGUAAAGAUGGAAGUGGUUCCUACUGACUCACCAAAGGAACAAAAGUCCAGCAUUCAGGAGGAGAAGGCUGCCCCUAAAGAGGAACCUUCAGACCUUUCUCAGCGACCCUUCAACCACGAUGUCGUAGACGUCAGCAAGGGCUUCCUUACGAGAGUCGCUUAUAAGAAGAAGGUGAAGACCUCCAAGCUGGACAGCCUGCUGGAGCGCAGAGUGAAGCAGCACAUUAUUGAAGAGAAGCAGCGACAGCAGGUUUCUGUAUCCAGAUCUCUGACACCGGCACCCGCUUCUUCCUGUGCACCCUCUGUUCCCAGCACUCCGGUCCGCCCCCGGUCGCCGCUUAGGCCACACAAACUCGCACAGAUGCAGCUCACAAGCAAAGAUGCGGUGAAAGUGGAAGAAAGCCUUUCCACAACAGAGACGUCAGGGGCAGCAAAAAAAGAAGAACAAGAAGGAAAAGAGAAUCUGACUGAACUCAUAAACACUUUUCCUUCCUCUGUUUCAGACUGCACACCCAAAAACAGUUGCAAUACAAGUUCAGGUGCAGAUUCACCUCUGAGUAACACUGCCUCUAUGCCCCAGGACUUAAAGGAAAACUCAGAGGAAAGGACUACAGGGCAUAAAGAAAAUAGCAUUGAGGAUUCUGGACAAGAAUCUGUUAAAAUGCCAGAUGAGAAAGAGGAAAACGCAGGGGGGGCUAAUAGCUCAAUAGGGCAACAAACAGCCUGUGUUGCAUCAGAUGUAAUCAAGGCUGAACAUUGUUUAAAUCCAGAGUCUGACUCUGUCACAACACUUCCAUGUGAGCUUGACCAAACCAAAAGUAAAAACGUAUCCUCUCUUAAAGCCUCAGACUCUCUCAGUUCUGUGCACUCAGAGGAAAAUGGCUUUGGGCCAGAGGAGAACCGAGGGAAUUUACAGAGCUUUGGACACAAUGGAACCAUAGCAGUCAGUCCCAAGCCCGUUUCACCUGUGUCUCGGGUAAACGGGAGUGACAGCUUGGUUAGUGAAAGCUUGAACAACGGCGUGCUGACUGACAGGCCCCAGCCGGAGUCAAACAACAUUGAAACCACUGAGGAGCAAAGGCUGCUGGUCUCUUUGGAAGAUGGCGCGCAGCAGAGGCCUUUAGUGAACGGGGACUUGGCCUCAGUAAACAACAGCAUGGGUUUAAAAGGGAAAGAGGCACUUUCAGAUUCUGAGGCGACACUGGACCAGGAUUACAGCCCUCCACUGAAGAUGGCAAAGCUUGAAAACAAUUUGGACAAAGUUGGAGAAAAAGAUGGUAGCAAUCUACGGAACAACAGCACCUCUGCUUUUUAUCCAGGAGAGACCAAAUGCUCUCCUGCAGUAAAGAUCAUCCGAAUGGCUCCUUCUCCUGUUCCUUCAGCAGAGGAGUCCAGCCUGAGUGAUGGCUUUGCAGAGGAGAACAGUAACAGCGAAUCAGCAGAACCAUUCAAGACAACCGUCACUCAGGUAACCACGACCUCCACGACGACCACCAUGACAGUCUCCACGGAGACGAGGAAGACCGAGGUGGCCCAGAAAACACAGGGUGAUUCUACGGUGUCUGUGGUGACGACAAAGAGCAGCGCCGUCUCUACCCUUUGCAGCAUGACCAAAACAACAGUGACCAAAGUGUGUUGCUCUGGAGACGACGGUCUGUCAGAAGACAGCCAGGAAACGACGCUGCAGGAGCAGAGAACGACGAGCUCGCUCUGCGUCCAUGAGUCAUCCGAAGGCACCGGCUGUAAAACUGUCGCAUCGUCCGUCUCUGUGAGCCAGGAACAGUGCUUUUCAACUAAAGGACGCGUGCGCCUUCUCCGAUUUUCGCGCACAAAGAAAAUGCGCUCCGACUCAGCUCUGCCUUCUUACCGCAAGUUCAUCACCAAAAGCAGCAGGAGGAGUAUUUUCGUUCUGCCCUAUGACGACCUGAAGAUUCUGGCCAGGCGAGGAGGAUUCCGUGAGGUUCCUGUGUUCAGCUACAACGCCAAGCCAGCACAGGAUAUCUGGCCGUAUCCCUCACCCAGACCCACGUUUGGCAUCACUUGGAGGUACCGGCUGCAGACGGUGAAGGCUUUGGCCGGCGUGAGCCUCAUGCUGAGGCUCCUGUGGGCCUGUUUGAGGUGGGACGACAUGGCUGUGAAGCCGUCUGCCGCCGUAGGCACCACACGUACAGCCCUAUCCCCACUCAUUGCAACAGAGACAUCAGACACUGAAAUCACCACCACAGAGAUCAUAAAGCGGCGUGAUGUGGGACCCUACGGCAUCCGCUCAGAGUAUUGCAUCCGCAAGAUCAUUUGCCCAAUCGGAGUGCCCGAGACGCCCAAAGAAACGCACACUCCUCAGAGGAAAGGGCUCCGCUCCAGUGCUCUGCGUCCCAAAAAGCCUGAGCCCACGAAACAGACCGGCCCAGUGGUGAUUGAGACGUGGGUUCCUGAGGAGGAGCUGGACCUCUGGGAGAUAAGAGCCUUCUCAGAAAGGGUGGAGAAAGAGAAAGCCCAGGCAGCAGAGCAAGCCAAAAAACGUCUGGAACAAAAGUCCGGGUCAGCCGCAGUCACACCAGCAGGGACUCCGGCGACGCCUGCUGCCACACCCAAAGUCAUCGUUGGCUCAGUUUCAGGCCAGGGCACCCCCACUGCCAAGGUGGUGCUGUCCACCAAGAUGGGCAGCCCUGUCACAUUCCAACAAAACAAGAACUUCCAACAGUCCUUUGCCACCUGGGUCAAGCAGGGUCAGAGCACACAAGGCACAGGCGGAGAGACUCCUACAGCCACUUCUACUGGGCAUACCCUGCACAUUACAGGGACCUCGGCCAGUGGAAAGGUUGUGACCGCAAAACUCCCCCUACCUGCAAACAGCAAGAUCGUCACAGUCAACGUGCCAACAACACAAGGAGGUGUGGUUCAGCAGAAAGUUUUGGGUAUCAUCCCGUCCAGUGCAGCAGGCGGUGCCCAAACCUACUCCCCAUUCCAGCCACGCACUACCACACUCAGCAUCAAGCCCAAUACCCCAGGCUCCCACCAGCAGGUUCUAGGGGGUGGAGGGCAGAUCCGUCCAGGAAUGACAAUGAUCCGAACCCCCAUCCAGCAGACUGGUGCUGUUGGAAAGACGAUUCUCCGCACGCCCCUUGUGGUCCAGCAAGGUCAGGGUGGACAGCAGGUAGUGACACAGAUCAUCCGGGGCCAGCCAGUUUCCACGGCAAUAUCGGCUGGCAGCACUGUCACCACGGUAACUGGUCAGGGAGUAGCCAGCCCCAUCGCUGCGGGACAGGCAGCUGGCCAAACACCACCCGGCACCCCACGGGCCCCAGGGCAGGGGCAGGUUAAACUUACCAUGGCCCAACUCACGCAGCUAACGCAGAAGCAACAGGCUGGAUCUGGUUUGGAACGAACAGCCGGCGUUGGCGGUUCUCAGGCUCUGACUGUGAUGGUUCAGGGCCAGGGUCAGACCACGGGCCAGCUCCAGGUCAUACCCCAGGGGGUCACCGUCAUUCCAGGACCCGGACAGCAACUCAUGCAAGCAUCACUACCAAACGGCCAGGUGCAGCGCUUCCUCUUCACGCCACUACCCUCCACUGUCACGGCCACACCAAGCACAGCCACAUCGGCUCCCAGCCAGCCCAACUCCGCCUCAAGCAAUCCCCCAGCCCAGGCUCAACAGCAGGCCGCUGCUCCCAUCCAAGCAGGGGUAACCCCUCUCUCCACCGCCGGCGGUCCUUCGUCUGCCUCCCCUCAGACACAGGCCCACAUGUCUGUCCAGUCCCCAGCUUCAGUGCAGGUCAAAGGUCAGGGGGGAGCCCCACAGCUCCAGCUGCAACAGACGCCUCAGCUCAUCAGUGUGUCUGGACUCCCACAGCAGGUUCUGGCACAGCUGCAGGCUCAACAGGGUGGAGGCCCUCUGCCUCAGCACAUCAAACUGCAGCUUCCCAUCCAGAUACAGCAGAGUGGAACCUCAUCGGCUCAGGGAGGACAGAUUGGAAAUAUAGUUACGAUUCAGACGGCCUCGGUCCAGGAGCAACUACAGCGAAUCCAACAGCUCAGAGAGCAGCAGCAGCAGAAAAAGAGACAAGCUGCAGAGGCUAAAAGGGAGCUGGCCCUAAAUGCAGCCAAUCAGAGCGACAUUAUACAGAAACAGGUGGUUAUGAAACAAAAUGCCGUAAUUGAGCACCUUAAGCAGAAGAAGACCAUGACGCCUGCAGAAAGAGAAGAAAAUCAGAGGAUGAUUGUGUGCAACCAGGUGAUGAAGUUCAUCCUAGACCGGAUUGACAAAGAUGAGAGGCAGGCAGCUAAGAAGAAGAAGAAGGAAGAAGUUGUGGAGGCCAAGAGGAGGAUGGCCAAUGCCAGUAAGCUUUCUGCACUCCUUUACCGGCACAAAGAGAGCCUUAAGAUGGAGAUCCUGAAAAAACGAGCACUUUUGGACAAGGAGCUGCAGCUAGAGGCUCAGGAGGAGCUAAAGAGGGAUCUGCUGCGAAUUCGGAGAGAAAAGGAAAAGGCUCAGGCUGCAGCCCACCAGGCGGCCCAGGCUGCUGCAGCCGCUGCAGUCCACAGUCAGAAACAGCAAGCUGUGCUACAAAAACACGGCAUCUCCUCCCAACACCACCUCACCAUGACAGUCACCUCAGCGCACAAGAGGAAACAGGAGGAAGAAAGGGAAACGGUAGCAGCUGCAAAGUCCAAGAAGAAGAAGAUGAUCUCCACUACAAGCACAAAAGAGAGCAAGAAGGAUCCAAAGCUCUACUGCAUCUGCAAGACGCCCUACGACGAGACCAAGUUUUAUAUUGGCUGUGACCUGUGUACCAACUGGUACCACGGUGACUGUGUGGGCAUCACGGAGAAGGAGGCCAAAAAGAUGGACGACUACAUCUGUGUGGAGUGUAAAGGGGGUCAGGAGAGCAGCACAGAGGAGCUGUACUGCAUCUGUCAGACACCUUAUGACGAGUCCCAGUUUUAUAUCGGCUGUGAUCGAUGUCAGAACUGGUACCACGGGCGCUGUGUGGGAAUCCUGCAGAGCGAGGCCAACCACAUCGACGAGUACGUGUGUCCGCAAUGUCAGUCCACAGAGGACGCCAUGACGGUCUUCACUCCGCUCACAGACAAGGACUACGAAGGCCUGCGAAGAAUCCUGCGCUCCUUACAGGCACAUAAAAUGGCCUGGCCCUUCCUAGAACCAGUGGAUACCAAUGACGCCCCGGACUACUACAAGGUCAUCAAGGAACCUAUGGACCUGUCCACCAUGGAGGAGAGGUUACACAAACGACAAUACGUCAAGCUGACUGAAUUUGUAGCAGACAUGACCAAAAUCUUCGACAACUGCCGGUACUACAACCCCAGCGACUCGCCCUUCUACCAGUGUGCCGAGGUUCUGGAGAACUUCUUUGUCCAGAAGCUUAAAGGCUUCAAAGCCAGCAGAUUGUGAUGUCAGACUCCUGGGUGCCGGAGUCACUGUUAAACAAAAAAGUUCAUUUUCUGUUGCGGAUUUUGCCGUUUUUACUUGUUUAAAACGGCAUUAAAACUUUGUAUGAAAGUGCUUAUAAUAAGCCACACAUUAGGAGUGGGUUUUUUUAUUUUAUUUUUAAAGUAAAUAAAGCAAAAGUUUUUCUAAUGUUUGGUAUAUGCAGCCAUGUUGGUAGCAAAGAGCCUUCAAGGGAAAAAAGUAUUUUUUUACACACGCACCACCAAACAUUUGAAUCGUAGGCUGGAUAUGAGAUACGAGACUUCGUGUUCUUUACUCAACACAUUUAGAAAUCAGACAUAAAUUAUAUUUGAUAGCAGCAGGAUAUGUUUACCUCGUUUCUUAGCUAACAAAAAAACUGAAAACAUGCAUCUUUAGUUUAUUUUAUCAGCUGUUCUCCUGUAUAUUUUAUGUUUAUAUCUUUUUGUGAAGGACUAUUUUUAUGUUCUGAAGAAAAUAAUGAUAGAAAGUGUAAAAAGAAAAACAUGGCAGAGUCUAGGUUAGCGUUUCUGUUCUCAGUAUGCUCAGCUUGGGGCUCUUAGAUGUACAUAAGUUAGUUGGGCCGACAUUCUGUCACAUUUCAGUGACUUUCAACCAACAUGGCUGCUUUGUCUGUCAAAAUGUCCGACCCACUAGCAUCCAAUUUAUUUUGUUUUGUUGGUUUUUGUAUUCUACUCUAGUCAUGUUUUUGUCAUAUAUUGUAAAG